Molecule: messenger RNA, 3151 nt
Organism: Oncorhynchus tshawytscha (Chinook salmon)
Lineage: Eukaryota; Metazoa; Chordata; Actinopteri; Salmoniformes; Salmonidae
Product: death-associated protein kinase 2
Exons: 12
Coding region: 298-1383 (361 amino acids)
Biological process (GO): positive regulation of apoptotic process; intracellular signal transduction; protein phosphorylation
Cellular component (GO): cytoplasm; nucleus
Molecular function (GO): protein serine/threonine kinase activity; ATP binding
Source: RefSeq, a predicted model, not a curated record
AGCAUUGAAAUAAAGGGAGCCGUCGAACUAGUCUGGCUACUACUCUCUCCCCGGUACGGAAACCGGUUGCUGUCAGAAUACGGCACAACCUAAUUAUUUAAUUUCAAGGGAGACAAAUUUACUUUAAAUUCGGGAGUUCGUAAAGCCUACUACACAGGUGAAGAAGUAGAAAGUUGUGACACGACCAACCUCACAUCAAAGCGGCGCCCGAGAUUAUCGUGCAUUUAUUUGGAGUGCAGUAGCUCUGGAAAACCAGAAAAAUAGUGUGAGGGGGGAAGAGGGAAAAAGAGCAAGACCAUGGCUCAGAUUAAGCUGCAGAAUGUGGAGGACUACUAUGAGAUUGGAGAGGUGCUUGGCAGUGGUCACUUUGGGCAAGUGCGUGCUGUGCUGGAGCGGGCGUCCAAGGUCCACUGGGCGGGGAAGUUCCUGAAGCUGCGUCGGAGUGCCAGUAGCCGCCUGGGCCUGGAGAGGAAGAGUGUGGAGAGGGAGGUGGAGAUACUACAGAGCCUGCAGCACGCCAACGUCAUGGCCCUCAGGGAUGUGUUUGAGAGUCGCGCCGAGGUGGUGCUCAUCGUGGAGCUUAUCAGUGGUGGGGAGCUGUUUGAUUUCAUAGCAGAGAAGGAGAGCCUGUCUGAGGAGGAGGCCAUAGAGUUCUUGAAGCAGAUCCUCAUGGGAGUGGGCUUUAUGCACACUAAGAACAUUGCCCACUUUGACCUCAAGCCAGAGAACAUCAUGCUGGCUGACAAGACGAUGCCACACCCCCACAUCAAGAUCAUUGACUUUGGACUGGCCCAUUGCCUCAAACAGGGGGAGGAGUACAGGAGCCUAUCUGGGACCCCACAGUACAUUGCCCCCGAGGUGAUUAACUAUGAACCCCUGAGCGAGGCAGCCGACAUUUGGAGUAUUGGUGUGAUAACCUACAUAUUGUUGAGUGGUUUGUCCCCCUUUCAAGGAGAUAAUGACGAGGAGACACUAAAGAAUAUCGUGGGGAUGAUCUAUGAGUUUGAAGAGAACUAUUUCACCCAGACCAGCACCAUGGCCAAAGACUUUAUUGAGAAACUGCUGGUCAAAGACCCAAUAGAGAGAAUGACAGCGGAUGAAUGUCUAGUACACCCUUGGAUCAAGCCCCUCACACGCAAACAGGCGGAUAACAGAAGUCGGUCGUCCAUCAACAUGAAAAGCUUCAAGAAGUUCAACGCCAAAAGGAAAUGGAAGAUGUCAUAUAACAUGGUGUGGGCGUGUAACAGAUUAUUUCGCCUGCAGUUGCAGUGUAAAAGCAGGUCCCCGGAGGACCCAGAACUGAGGCAGUGUGAGAGCGACCAGGAGGACACGGAGACCAAGCCUGCUUCUCUCAUUCGCCGCAGACUCAGCAGCAGUUCCUAAAGAAGACCACUGGGGUCACUAACACAGCCUCAGACCACCUCUAUCCAUCCCACCAUGGAGAAAUGGAGAGAAGCCUUUUGUGAGUGCACCAAUCAACAAUAGUCUGAGUUACAGAAUGACUGACUAUGCCAGUAACAAUACGAGUAACGAACCCGUGAUAUGCAGGUGCCUAAAGCCAGUGUUAGUCCACAGAGUUGAAUCUUAAUGUCUCAGACACGGUUCCUGAUCAAACCACUGUAGUUUACCAAACUGCUUCUGUUACACUUCACCCCCAUUUGACCUAGCAUUUACCUGUGCCUUUUAUGCAUUUGCCUGUGCCUUUUAUGCAUUUACCUGUGCCUUUUAUGUAUUUACCUGUGCCUUUUAUGUAUUUACCUGUGCCUUUUAUGCAUUUACCUGUGCCUUUUAUGUAUUUACCUGUGCCUUUUAUGCAUUUACCUGUGCCUUUUAUGCAUUUACCUGUGCCUUUUAUGUAUUUACCUGUGCCUUUUAUGUAUUUACCUGUGCCUUUUAUGUAUUUACCUGUGCCUUUUAUGCAUUUACCUGUGCCUUUUAUGUAUUUGCCUGUGCCUUUUAUGCAUUUACCUGUGCCUUUUAUGUAUUUACCUGUGCCUUUUAUGUAUUUGCCUGUGCCUUUUAUGUAUUUACCUGUGCCUUUUAUGUAUUUGCCUGUGCCUUUUAUGUAUUUACCUGUGCCUUUUAUGUAUUUACCUGUGCCUUUUAUGUAUUUACCUGUGCCUUUUAUGCAUUUACCUGUGCCUUUUAUGUAUUUACCUGUGCCUUUUAUGUAUUUGCCUGUGCCUUUUAUGCAUUUACCUGUGCCUUUUAUGUAUUUACCUGUGCCUUUUAUGUAUUUACCUGUGCCUUUUAUGUAUUUGCCUGUGCCUUUUAUGCAUUUACCUGUGCCUUUUAUGUAUUUGCCUGUGCCUUUUAUGCAUUUACCUGUGCCUUUUAUGUAUUUACCUGUGCCUUUUAUGUAUUUACCUGUGCCUUUUAUGUAUUUGCCUGUGCCUUUUAUGUAUUUACCUGUGCCUUUUAUGUAUUUGCCUGUGCCUUUUAUGCAUUUACCUGUGCCUUUUAUGUAUUUACCUGUGCCUUUUAUGCAUUUACCUGUGCCUUUUAUGUAUUUACCUGUGCCUUUUAUGUAUUUACCUGUGCCUUUUAUGUAUUUACCUGUGCCUUUUAUGUAUUUACCUGUGCCUUUUAUGUAUUUACCUGUGCCUUUUAUGUAUUUGCCUGUGCCUUUUAUGCAUUUACCUGUGCCUUUUAAGUUUGACACAUUUAUUUUCUGAACAUGCCAAAACUUUUGUUUUGGUGCACGGGAUAGAGUUUGUCACACUUAUAGCUAACCUCAAUUGCAUUUAUUAUGCCUUACAAUAUUAUGUGGUUAUUAUUUAGCCUCCGCCACAUGUUCUGAUAUUCUUGACUGCUGUAUGCCUAUCAAAGGUCAAGACUAUUCCAAACUCAUUUUUAUUUGCGUUUGAGACAUUUGCAUUUCAUACAAUUAACUAGAAAAAGUACUUGGUAACUCAAAUGUUAAUUGAGUGUUUCACAUGAAAUUAGGUAACUAUACAAGCCAUACAAUUGGAAAUAGAAGGCCUGUUUUUCUAAUUCUACCUUUAAGUGGAUACAUUAUUUGUGUCAGAAUGUAGAUAAGUUUAUACAGAGCUACUGUACUAUACACAGCUACAACCGUGUUUGAUAGUGUUUGACACUGACAUGUAAUGUAGUCUUCGUGUGUAGGGCCCUUAAAAGCCUUAUCAAACUU